Molecule: messenger RNA, 14069 nt
Organism: Pelobates cultripes (western spadefoot toad)
Lineage: Eukaryota; Metazoa; Chordata; Amphibia; Anura; Pelobatidae
Source: the annotation of a GenBank genome assembly
CUGUGUUAUCUCAACUAGAAGCGGUUUAAUUAACAGCCAGAGGUAUAAAGGUCCCAGAAAGAAAUGCAGGGUCAGAAUAACAAGAGGCAGCUCGUGAGAUCAGUACCAAAGUACUGCCCAUUUGACUGUGACCGCUUGGUGCCAAGCACUAUUGGUGCCUGCCUGAGACUACCUGUGCUCUAGAAUUCAGGUAAGAUAUGAUCCUUUUUUUUUUAGAUUGCGGUGGGCUGGUUGGACAAAAUUUGGGAAUAAUUUUUGUCCAGUAAUACUGGAAUUAUUUUGCAAUUUAUAUGCCAUUGUCAACGUCUGCAUCUAACAUCCGCCGGGGGGGAAUAGAGUCAAGUCAACGUCAACCCAGCAGAUCAAGUGGGACGAACGACGGUCAUUUGGGGAAUAUGUAUUAAGGGGGGCUUUGACACAAUGGCCAUCACGAGUCAGUGAAAGCCAAGAAAGGCUGACCCAAUGAGGGUGUAUGGGGGGGGGAUUGUGCUAAUUACUUUAUGAUUCCUCUGUCCCGUCAGGGAAAAUGGAGCAUUGUGACUGUCCGGUGGGCGGAAGUCUGAGCAGUGUGAAUGGUAACAUGUUACCGAAUGCGAGAAAGGAGGCAUUGUGUGCUGUCAGAGAAGAGAAAGAGAGUGUGGCAGGAAGAAUGAGAGAGUGUUACAAAAAAGAAAAAGGCAGAGGAAAUGUGACAGGGGGAGACGAAAACUAGCAGUGUCACCGAGGGAGAAAUUCAGAUAAAUGUACUGACAGAGAGAGCGAGAACAACAGACUGCUAUUAGAGGGCCAGGUAGAGCUGCGGGUUAAAUAAUAAGAGUUAGAUAGUAAGCUAUAGACUUUAUAAUUAGAGAGUUAGACAGACAGCUGCAGAUUGAAUAGAGAGCUGCGGAGUGAAUUAGACGGCUGCAGAUUGAUUAAUUAAAAAGCUAGGUUCAUUUUAUGAGUUUGAUAAGAUAUUUAGGUAGAGCCCUGCAUAUUGAGUAAUUAGAGAGCUAAGUAGACAGCGGCAGUUUGAAUAAUUAGAGAGCCAGGUAGAGAGGUGUAGACUGUUCCAAGAGUGGAAGUUGAGUGUAAGAGUGUGUUAUUAUAGACACUGAAAUAGGGAAUUAAACGUUGUGUGUGUGCAGGCAGACACUCAGUUUUGUGAAGAAACAGAUUUUUUUUAACAAGCGAAUCAGGUAAACAGUUCUAUGAAGAGAGGACUACAGUGCUAGGAUUGGAGACACAGAGUGCCUAAUGAGAGAGCUUUUAAAUAAGGGGAUACAGAUUCUCUGAUGAGAGAGUCAAGUACAUAGAGUUUAGUAAAGAGACAGAUUAGCACACAAGAUACACUGGUAACCAAAUGUGAUCUGUAUGAUUAGAGACUUGGCUAUGGGUCUUUAAAUUACUUUACAAGAUUUAGCUAGAGGUCUUCAGAUUGUGUGAUUAGCCAGUUAGCUAAAGAGCUGUAGAUUGCCUGAUAAGACAGCUGAAGAGCUGAAGAUUGCCUGAUUAGACAGCUGAAGAGAUGUAGAUUGCCUGAUUAGACAGUUAGCUAAGGAGCUGAAGGUUGCCUGAUUAGACAGUUAGGUAUUGAGUUGUAUAUUGUGUGAAUGGAAAUUUUAAUAGUACCAGCUUGUAAUGAGAUAGCUGGCUAAUGGGCUGUAUAUUCCUGUAUGGAGGGAGCCCUUUAUAAAUGACCACAGUGUGUCUGUCAGAGUGAAAGGACAGCUAUUAUGUGUGCUGGUGUGUGAAGGUGAGGGGUGGAUCAUUAUCAAAAAGUUAGACUGUAAGAAAGGGAAUGUAGAAUUGAGAAAUGAUAUAGGAAGAGAGGACUAAUACAAGGACAGGACAAGGCAGCAACUGCUAUACAGAGGGCACAGUGACACUGGGAAACACCGAAGAACCAAGAAUCGAAGAGACGAAAAGAAGGUAAUAAUGAAACAAUUGGAGGACUAUAUGGGUAGGACACAUGGCUCAGUAGAAGUUGUUAUAACUUUCUAAUAGUGUGCGAUGUUUAUGUAUUUGCUACGGCGAUGAAGGGGAUGGUGAAACAUAUUAUGACUUGGAUAUCGGGGGGAUGAAAUAUUUUUGAGAUUAUGUAGUAAUACAUGAAGCUAUGGGAAUGGUAUAUCCAGUGUGUAUAUGGAGAUAUGGAAGCCAGCUAUAUGGAGUAAUAGAUUGUGUUACGGGGUAGAUAUAAUGGAGUAAUAGAUUGAGUUAUGGGGGUCGAUAUUAUGGAGCAAUAGAUUGAGUUAUGGGGUAGAUAUUAUGGAGUAAUAGAUUGAGUUAUGGGGUAGAUAUUAUGGAGUAAUAGAUUGAGUUAUGGCGGUGGAUAUCAUGGAGUAAUUGAGUUAUGGGGGUCGAUAUUAUGGAGUAAUAGAUUAAGUUAUGGGGGUAGAUAUUAUGGAGUAAUAGAUUGAGUUAUGGCGGUGGAUAUUAUGGAGCAAUAGAUUGAGUUAUGGGGUAGAUAUUAUGGAGUAAUAGAUUGAGUUAUGGGGGUAGAUAUUAUGGAGUAAUAGAGUUACGGGGUAGAUAUUAUGGAGCAAUAGAUUGAGUUAUGGGGUAGAUAUUAUGGAGUAAUAGAUUGAGUUAUGGGGUAGAUAUUAUGGAGCAAUAGAUUGAGUUAUGGGGUAGAUAUUAUGGAGUAAUAGAUUGAGUUAUGGGGGUAGAUAUUAUGGAGUAAUAGAUUGAGUUAUGGGGUAGAUAUUAUGGAGUAAUAGAUUGAGUUAUGGGGUAGAUAUUAUGGAGCAAUAGAUUGAGUUAUGGCGGUGGAUAUUAUGGAGUAAUUGAGUUAUGGGGGUCGAUAUUAUGGAGUAAUAGAUUAAGUUAUGGGGGUAGAUAUUAUGGAGUAAUAGAUUGAGUUAUGGCGGUGGAUAUUAUGGAGCAAUAGAUUGAGUUAUGGGGUAGAUAUUAUGGAACUCCUGAUGUUAUGGACUACAUCUCCCAUAUUGCUUUGCCAGCAUUAUGUCUGUAAGAGCAUUAUGGGAGAUGAAGUCCAUAACAUCUGGAGUGCUAACAGUUGGGGGUCAGGAUUAUAGGAGGGGUUAUAUAUAGGGAGAGAAUAUAUGGAGUAUCAGGAGUUAUGGCGAGAUGUUACAUGGAGUACAUCGAGAUCGAUUACAUUUGCCCAAUCUAAGACUUCUCAUAGCAAAGCAUUGCAGAAAUAAAAUACAGGCAUGGCAGUCGUUAUAAUCUGCCAAUCCAAAUCUUCUCUGUCGUCAUGGAGACACAUUGGGAGAACACCCAAUAUCCACUAUCUGUAUACCUUGCAUGCUGACGCUGUACAUAAAUUAUUUUCAGCUGGUAAUUUUAAAAAAAAAGAUUUUUAUGCGAAGCCCCUAGUGGCUGUCUGAAGUAAAUCACUGGUGGUGUAGGGGAUGAAAUGAGUCCCUUUAAAUAACUGAUAUUAUCACUGGAGAGUCUUUUCGUAAGUUUAGUCGUUCGCUCCCCACCUUAAUAAUAAUGCGUCACCUUAAUAAUAAUGCGUCAUAUUAUCACUCUCUCCCCCCUCAUUUUUUGGUGUGAUCCGUAUGAUUUUCAGUUUAUUGUUAAUUACUCAGUUGCAAUAUUUUAGAUAAAUAUUUCAAGAGAAAAAAAAUUGUUGAUAUUAUUAAUUUUAUAUCGAACAGAACAUUACUCCAAAAUUCAUGAAUUGACAACAUUUACUGGCAAACAGCACUGAUACGUAAUUGUUAUAGAAUGGAAUAUUGUAAAUGAUACUGUAAGAUCAUAAGAAGUAACAGUGGAGAUAAUCUGACUUAUUCACUAAAGUGAGAAUUCAAAGUUAAUUUCAUAUUUCAGGCAAAAAUAGUUGACCUGGAUGCAUUCUAUAAAUCAGCUAUACUUUGGGUUUGGCUACUCUGGACUUACAUUUUAAAUUCACUUUAGUAUACUGUCAGUGUCUUUAUAUCAGGUCUACCCACUUUCUCAUUUUUUGCAUUUACCAGUGACAUUUUACCCAGAAUUAGUAGCAAAAAACUUGUGUUUCUUCAUUCCUUGGUCACUAAAAGACAAGGGGAGGGGUUGCAGAGAUAGAUGUUCAUUAUGGGACAGGUUGGUCACUCAGUAGUAAAGCAUGUCUCCUGUGGAUCGGACGGUAAGGGAUGUCAAGAACAGUAGAGGCUGAAUAUUAGGUGUAUGAAGUGGAGGGCAGUGGAGGCUGUGUUGGAUAUCGGAGUGAAGGUAAGUGGAGGCUGUCUUAGAUAUGGGGGUGAAGGUUAGUGGAGGCUGUAUGUUACAUAUGAGGGUGAAGGUUAGUGGAGGCUGUAUGUUAAAUAUGGGGGUGAAGGUUAGUGGAGGCUGUAUGUUUCAUAUGGGGUGAAAGUUAGUUGAGGCUGUGUGUUACAUAUCGGGGUGAAGGUUAGUGGAGGCUGUAUGUUACAUAUGGGGUGAAGGUUAGUGGAGGCUGUGUGUUACAUAUGGGGUGAAGGUUAGUGGAGGCUGUGUGUUACAUAUGGGGUGAAGGUUAGUUGAGGCUGUGUGUUACAUUUCGGGGUGAAGGUUAGUGGAGGCUGUAUGUUAAAUAUGGGAUGAAGGUUAGUUGAGGCUGUGUGUUACAUAUUGGGGUGAAGGUUAGUUGAGGCUGUCUGUUAGAUAUGGGGUGAAGGUUAGUCGAGGCUGUAUGUUAGAUAUGGGGGUGUAGUUUAGUGGAGGCUGUGUGAUCGAUAUCGGGGUGAAGGUUAGUGGAGGCUGUGUGUUAGAUAUGGGGUGAAGGUUAGUGGAGGCUGUAUGUUAGAUAUGGGGGUGAAGGUUAGUGGAGGCUGGUGUUCGAUAUCGGGGUGAAGGUUAGUGGAGGCUGUAUGUUAGAUAUGGGGGUGAAGGUUAGUGGAGGCUGUGUUAGAUAUGAGGGUGAAGGUUAGUGGAGGCUGUGUGUUAGAUACCGGGGUGAAAGAUAGUGGAGACUGUGUGUUCGAAAUUGGGGUGAAGGUUAGUGGAGGCUGUGUGUUAGAUAUGGGGUGAAGGUUAGUGGAGGCUGUAUGUUACAUAUGGGGGUGAAGGUUAGUGGAGGCUGUAUGUUACAUAUGGGGUGAAGGUUAGUGGAGGCUGUGUGUUAGAUAUGGGGGUGAAGGUUAGUGGAGGCUGUAUGUUAGAUAUGGGGGUGAAGGUUAGUGGAGGCUGUGUGUUAGAUAUGGGGUGAAGGUUAGUGGAGGCUGUAUGUUACAUAUGGGGUGAAGGUUAGUGGAGGCUGUGUGUUACAUAUGGGGUGAAGGUUAGUUGAGGCUGUGUCUUACAUUUCGGGGUGAAGGUUAGUGGAGGCUGUAUGUUAAAUAUGGGGUGAAGGUUAGUGGAGGCUGUGUGUUCGAUAUCGGGGUGAAGGUUAGUGGAGGCUGUGUGUUAGAUAUCGGGGUGAAGGUUAGUGGAGGCUGUAUGUUAGAUAUGGGGUGAAGGUUAGUGGAGGCUGUGUGUUCGAUAUCAGGGUGAAGGUUAGUGGAGGCUGUAUGUUAGCUAUGGGGGUGAAGGUUAGUGGAGGCUAUGUGUUCGAUAUCGGGGUGAAGGUUAGUGGAGGCUGUAUGUUAGAUAUGGGGGUGAAGGUUAGUCGAGGCUGUGUGUUAGAUACCGGGGUGAAAGUUAGUGGAGACUGUGUGUUCGAAAUUGGGGUGAAGGUUAGUGGAGGCUGUGUGUUAGAUAUGGGGUGAAGGUUAGUGGAGGCUGUAUGUUACAUAUGGGGGUGAAAGUUAGUUGAGGCUGUGUGUUACAUAUCGGGGUGAAGGUUAGUGGAGGCUGUCUGUUAGAUAUGGGGUGAAGGUUAUUCGAGGCUGUAUGUUAGAUAUGGGGGUCUAGUUUAGUGGAGGCUGUGUGUUCAAUAUCGGGGUGAAGGUUAGUGGAGGCUGUAUGUUAGAUAUGGGGGUGAAGGUUAGUGGAGGCUGUGUAUUAGAUAUGGGGUGAAGGUUAGUGGAGGCUGUAUGUUAGAUAUGGGGGUGAAGGUUAGUGGAGGCUGUAUGUUAGAUAUGGGGGUGUAGUUUGGUGGAGGCUGUGUGUUCGAUAUCGAGGUGAAGGUUAGUGGAGGCUGUGUGUUAGAUAUGGGGUGAAUGUUAGUAGAGGCUGUAUGUUAGAUAUGGGGGUGAAGGUUAGUGGAGGCUGUGUAUUAGAUAUGGGGUGAAGGUAAGUGAAGGCUGUAUGUUAGAUAUGGGGGUGAAGGUUAGUGGAGGCUGUAUGUUAGAUAUGGGGCUGAAGGUUAGUGGAGGCUGUGUGUUGUAUAUCGGGGUGAAGGUUAGUGGAGGCUGUGUUAGAUAUGAGGGUGAAGGUUAGUGGAGGCUGUGUGUUAGAUAUGAGGGUGAAGGUUAGUGGAGGCUGUGUGUUAGAUAUGGGGUGAAGGUUAGUGGAGGCUGUGUGUUACAUAUCGGGGUGAAGGUUAGUGGAGGCUAUGUGUUAGAUAUAGGGUGAAGGUUAGUGGAGGCUGUGUGUUAGAUAUGGGGUGAAGGUUAGUGGAGGCUGUGUGUUAUGAGGGUGUAGGUUAGUGGAGGCUGUGUGUUAGAUAUGGGGUGAAGGUUAGUUGAGGCUGUGUGUUACAUAUCGGGGUGAAGGUUAGUAGAGGCUGUAUGUUAGAUAUGGGGUGAAGGUUAGUGGAGGCGGUGUGUUCGAUAUCGGGAUGAAGGUUAGUAGAGGCUGUAUGUUAGAUAUGGGGUGAAGGUUAGUGGAGGCUGUGUUAGAUAUGAGGGUGAAGGUUAGUGGAGGAUGUGUGUUAGAUAUCGGGGUGAAGGCUAGUGGAGGAUGUGUGUGACAUAUCGGGGUGAAGGUUAGUGGAGGCUGUGUGAUAGAUAUAGGGGUGAAGGUUAGUGGAGGCUGUGUGUUAGAUAUCAGGGUGAAGGUUAGUGGAGGCUGUGUGUUAGAUAUGGGGGUGAAGGUUAGUGGAGGCUGUGUGUUAGAUAUGGGGGUGAAGGUUAGUGGAGGCUGUGUGUUAGAUAUGAGGGUGAAGGUUAGUGGAGGCUGUGUGUUAGAUAUGGGGGUGAAGGUUAGUGGAGGCUGUGUAUUAGAUAUGGGGUGAAGGUUAGUGGAGGCUGUGUGUUAGAUAUGGGGGUGAAGGUUAGUGGAGUCUGUGUGUUAGAUAUGAGGGUGAAGGUUAGUGGAGGCUGUGUGUUAGCUAUCGGGGUGAAGGUUAGUGGAGGCUGUAUGUUAGAUAUGGGGGUGAAGGUUAGUGGAGGCUGGGUGUUAGAUAUGGGGGUGAAGGUUAGUGGAGGCUGUGUGUUAGAUAUGAGGGUGAGGGUUAGUGGAGGCUGUAUGUUAGAUAUGGGGGUGAAGGUUAGUGGAGGCUGUGUGUUAGAUAUAUUGGAGUGAAGGACUGUUUGCACUGUAGAACACACAUUACAUACAGACUACAUAUUCUGCAUUACAUGAUGAGUGCAAGGCAUAGAAGUUUCAGUUUUAGAUUAAUGGGGUGAACAUUUAAACAUCUGUAUAUUCAAUAUGUAAAGCAUGGGAGCUGGGUUUGGGUAUUUGCUAUUGGACCUGGGUCGCUGGGUUUGUGCAGAGAUUAUAUAUUGUAAACCUGUGAGCUAUAUUCAGAUCCAACUUCAUACCUUCUACAUAGAACUAUCCAACGUCUUGUAUCGAUUAUUAGGGAGGAAGCCGUGCUGUGUACGCCAGUGGUGUGUUUAUGGAAUCUGGGUGUGUUAGAUUAUGACAUUAAAUGCCACAGUUUCUGUGCGCGCCUUUUCUGAACUGUAAAUGUAAUGUGGCCUAGGGGUUUAUUCACUAAACAGUAAAUUUAAAAUCCAAAAGUUCACGAUAAAAAAACCAAAGUGACCAAAAAACAAACUGGGAUUAUCGCUGUAUCGGAGAUUUUAGCCAGCUUGCCCAAAUUUGUCACUUACUGAUAUACUAUAAUUCAACGUUUGGUAUGUGUAAGGGAUCGAACACGUGCAGGAUUAUUUACUAAGUGAGAAUUGAAAGUGAAAUUUAAAUAUUCCAAAAAUUCAAAUAUGAAUUAAAAAAAUUCUGGACAUCGGCUAUGGCUUGACCUUAAAUUUGAAAUUCACUUUUUGAAUUUACUUUGAAUUCUCACUUUAGUGAAUAACCAGUCCGUGGAUCAAAAAGCAAGUUGUUUUGUCUUCAGUCCCAAACAUUUGUAAUAUAGGAUAUAACACACUUACAGUUUAGUGAAUUUGAUAAAUUAACACGUCAGGAGUUUUUCACGUAAGUGUGAAUUGUAAGGAUUUCAAAAUUAUUUUUUAAUUCUGACAAUUCACAAUUGAUCAAAAAAAGGAAAUUUUAUGAAAAUAUUAGUUCUAGUUGCACCGCUUCAUCAUGCUGUGGAACAGUACAGGAAAAGUGCUAUCAUUGUGUACAUACAGCUCAAAUACUGUAGGAAGCUCUGUACAAAUCUGUACGAACACAGUAUUACAUUAUAUUCAAUAUAAAAUAUAAUAGUCACAGUGUAUCAUUACGUUUUCUUCGAUCUUUGAAGCGAGGAGCUUGUAGAACAGAUUAAUUAUAUUAAAUUACUAUAUAGUCUCUUAUCACAUGAUAAAUAAGUACUAUGUGCACAGACUGUCUCGGGACAAGAAUAUAAUUUUGCCUCUUUAUAAAUCACCGGUAAGACCCCAUAUUGAAUAUGCUGUGCAAUUUUGGGCACCUGUUCUAAAAAAGGAUAUUAUGGCACUAGAAAAAGUGCAGAGGCGGGCUACAAGAUUAAUAAGAAGAAUGGAAUAUUUUAGCUAUGAAGAAAGGUUAACAAAUUUAAACCUCUUUUAGAAAAACGUUGCCUCAGAGAGGAUAUGAUAACGAUAUAUAAAUAUAUCCAGGACCAAUACAAACCAUUGUGUGGAGACCUAUUCACAAAUAGGCUAUAUAUAGGACAUGAGAUCAUGCGUUUAGAUUGGAAGAAAGAAGAUUUCGUCUAAGGCAAAGGAAAGGUUUUUUUUUACCGUAAGAACAAUCAGGAUGUGGAAUUCUCUGCCUGAGGAAGUGGUUUUAUCAGAGUCCAUACAGAUGUUCAAAGGGCUACUAGAUGCAUACUUGCAAGAACAGAAUAUUCAAGGAUAUAAUCUUUCAAUGUAGGGUAAUAACUGCUUGAUCUAAGGAUAAAUCUGACUGCCAUUCUGGGGUCAAGAAGGAAUUUUUUUCCUAGCUUGUUGCAAAAUUGUGCUUCAAACUGGUUUUUUUGCCUUCUUUUGGAUCAACAGCAAAAAACAAAUGUGAGGUAGGCUGAACUUGAUGGACGCAAGUCUCUUUUCAGCUAUGUAACUAUGUAACUAUGUAACUAGGAUGGCUGGCUGAACAUUGUCUAAAACCUCUGAUGGUUAUGGUUUUGCUAGCGUUGUUGUAUAAUUAAAAAUUUGUAGGUUACACUAUAGCGAAAAUAAAUAAAAGACUCUGUAUGGCGAUCCAGGACAGUUAGCAGGUACUAUGCUGUAGAAUAUGAUUAUAAUAUGGAUAUUAUGGUAUUAUUAUUUUCAUUUUAUCACUUCCUGAGAAUAAGUGGUCAUAAAUAGCAGUUUACGAAAUAAUUUUGAUAGAAGAGCUUUUAUCGCCUGUGCUGGUCCCAGUGAUGAAGGUUACGGCAUUGCACUGUGAUUACAAGGUACAAUGGUUCAGCUUAUUAAAAUAGACAAUUUCACACACUCAUUCAUACACUCCCGCCAUUGUUAAUCUUCAAAGUAUGUAGUUAUUUUCCUUCUGCUUCGGAAUGUCAACAUCACUGUGAUUGGUUCUAUUCCGGACUGUCAAUGACAUCAUCAGCACAGCCAAACAGCUGCUUGCGUUAUUUUAAUCAGCACUGUGCUAGGCAAGGGUGAUGUUAAGAGAUCUCUUGUAGGGACUUUAUAUCAAUAUAAUUGCAGCACUCCUAAGCUGAGGUGGACUGUAAAAGGAUGUUUAAAGUGUGACUUCAAGCACUAUGACCACUUCAGUGAUUUGAAGUGGUUAUGGUGUCUGGAGUCCGUAUGUGCAGCUUUUUUUACUAUAAAACUCUGCACAUACAGAGUUUAACCCCUCUGCUGACUCCACCAGUAUCAUUGAGGCCUCGUUAGUCAGCUCGGAACAAGAGUUCCAGGCUUGCCAAUAUCAAUUCUAUGCAUAUUGGACGUCUGACAUCAGCAGACACAGCGUGUUGGCGACACAAGUCCAAUGACGGAACAGCGCACUCCGUUCCCACUAUGUCCUCUUCUCGGCCCAUCCUCCGCAUACAUUCCUUCCCCUUUAGCAAGGGAGAGUGUCGUUAGCAGAGAAGGAUCGGGCUGGGGGGGAGAACUUGGUCUCAGUACUGAAAUAGAGGUAUUGGCAUCAUUUAUUUUAACUAUUUGUUUAGCCAAGGGUUACUGCAACCAAAACAAGUGUUUUCUUAGCUUUGUUGAAAGCUGUGAUUUCUCAGAGCCUGUAUAGUUAGGCUUGGUCUAUAUUUUGCCAAUGAUAGCCACCUUUAGGUUCCCAAAAUAUCUGGGGCUUGAGUCCAAAGCACAUAUAGAAGACUUCUCUCCUGAAGCCCCAACUUCUCUCCCCAGCAUCUUGCUUUAAUUGUACAUGUCCUACAUCUUGAUUCCUUACACUCCGCUCCAGACAGCACGUAUGUAGGGGCUACUUAAUUAUUACCCCCAGAUUAAUGUUACCAUUUCCCCUUACCCCUCUUUCCCCCUCCUCAUCCCAUAUCUUCAUCUCCCUCACCUUACCCCAAUGUUACCCUCUCCUCACCCCAUUCCUGUCCUUCUUCAUAUCAUUAGCCCUCCCUGUCCAUCCUCAUGUUGUUGAUCCUCAUCACUCACUGACCUUUGCAAUAUCAUGGGCCUUCUCUUUCUUUUUUCCAUUUUUUGCUGUUUUUUUUCUUUUCAAAAGAACACUAAAGUGUUAGUCCCUGUCUCUAGUUAUAUAGGGGUGUCCCCCCCCAGUCACCCUUUUCCAGUGCCAGGGCUCCUUCGGCAUAGCUUACCUCUCCACCUUCUGCAACAUCAUAGAUGAGGCAUGGCCUCCAUUGUGGUGAUCAAAUCCAAUUCUUCUCAUAGAGGAGCAUUGAUGUGCAUGCGCAGUGAGCACCCCACGCUCAUCAAAGCUUCCCUACAGGAAAGCAUUGAAUCAGUGAUCAUCUUGUGCCAUUACAAAGAGAACCUAGGACAUUUGCAUAUCAGACUGAUCCCACCAAAAAUGGUGGUCAAGAUCUGAAAUGCAUGAGAGAUACAGCAACCCCAGAUGAUUUUUUUUCAACUAUUUUAGGCUUUGUCAUUGAGGUAUAACCGAGACCACUCUAGGCACUGUGAGCAAGGGGUCCUUGUUUGGAUUACCCUGUGAAGCACCCUGUUUUAUUUCUCUCCCCAAGUUAAAGGAUAAUCCAAACGUGGACCCCUUGCUCACGGUACCGAGAUGGGUAUCGGCUAUACCUAACUGACAAGGUCGAUAACAACUCUUGGAGGUUGCUUUAUCUCUUGUGCAGAGAGAGCUUGCCUGUAUUUCGGAUCUGGACCACCAUUUUGGGUGGGAUCAUUCGUAAUGGCACAAGAUAAGCUAAAACCAGCUUGAGAUCUGAGCAGGGACCCACCGAAGGGCAAACUACUUGAUCUGUUGUCUGUUCUCAGUAAUCUCUUGCGUCCUGAUUUUUUUUUUAUCACAUCCACAGUCACGCCAUAACAACAUAAAGGAGCACUGAUCAGUGCUGAAUAAACUAGUAACCAGUGUAGAUGUAUUACAAUUAAAUUGUAUCUAUAUUCCAGCCACAGCAGUUAAUAUGUGAUUAUAAAUUGUGCUUCUUUACUAGACCAUUCUGACAAAGCACAAUAAAAAAAGAUAAGAAUCUUUGCAAAUACAUUUCAUAAUAUGCUGACUGCGCGUUUCACAGCCUAACAGCUGAUCAGACGGUUAGCAUCAGCAUGUGUCUCAGCCAAUCAGCCGCAUGCAGCAAGGCAGUGCGUGAUGGGGUGACGGACCCUCUUUUUUACAUUUAAUCAAAACAGAGGAACUAGUUAGGGAUCCCCUCGAAAAAUUCUGCAUAGGGAGGUAGCAUGCAUGCUUUAGUACAUAACAUAUAAUUUUAGUCAGUUUUGCUCCUUUAACCCUUAUGGUGAUUUUUCCUUGUUUUUGAGAAGUUGCAAAACUUUGCAUUUUUUUGGUUCUACUUUUAUUUCGUACGUUCUUAUCAAGUGUACCCACACAGAUUAUAAAUUGUUUUUUAAAGCACUUUUAAAUGAUACACGUACCUGGAUUAUGUUGGAAUGUGACAGUUGGGAGUAUUCAGUACAGCAUAGGGGUAUAAAGGGUGGCGUGGCAUUUUACGUGUAAGAAGCAUUUGUAUGGUUUGUUGAGAUGAAUCAAUGAUUUUCUAUAUGUUAUCAGCAUGAUGACGAAUGUGUGUUUGCAAGAGUGUUAUGCAGUAUUGAGAAAAUGACUCGGUUUUUAGAGUGAGACAAUGACAUUGCAUUCUAAAGGAAAAUCAAUGGCGAAUUUUUGAGAGAAAUAACUUCAAAAGAAAAAGUGAGGGAAAGGUGGCGGGAGGAAGAAAGGGUAAGGCUCGGAGGAAAGAGUAAGGGGCCGGGGACAUUUGGAUAGUUCUUUCUCCUUUUCUAACUUUAUUUCAUGUCCUUUAAGUACUUCCUGAUUAUACAUAUAAACUAAGUGGAAGGGGAAUUGUGCCAUUGUGAUCAUAUGUAGAUAGACAAAAAUAGUUGUCCUUUCUGAUAAUGCCCUCCCCAAAAACACUGUUAUAUGUACUAUUUAUUUUACACCAAUUUCUUUUUCUCCCCAGACCUGAGGCAAUGAAUUGGGCAGGCUUCUACGCGAUCCUAAGUGGAGUGAAUCGUCACUCCACGGGCAUCGGACGGAUAUGGUUGUCUGUGGUGUUCAUCUUCCGUAUCAUGGUCCUUGUGGUGGCAGCAGAAAGUGUAUGGGGGGAUGAGAAGUCUGCGUUUACUUGCAACACACAACAGCCAGGUUGUAACAGUGUGUGCUAUGACCACUUUUUCCCCAUCUCACAUAUCCGUUUGUGGGCUCUUCAACUCAUUAUUGUGGCCACGCCUGCCCUCUUGGUAGCCAUGCAUGUGGCACACCAGCAACACCAGGAGAAGAGGCUGCUACGCUUGACCGGACAUGGAGACCCUAGCGAAUUGGCGGAGGUGAAGAAACACAAGAUCAGAAUCUCCGGUACUCUGUGGUGGACCUACACAAUAAGUGUGAUCUUCAGGAUCGUAUUUGAGGCAGUCUUUAUGUAUAUAUUCUACCUCAUCUACCCUGGUUAUAACAUGAUACGUCUUGUUAAGUGCGAUGCCUAUCCAUGCCCCAACACUGUGGACUGUUUCGUGUCUCGUCCCACCGAGAAAACCAUCUUUACGGUCUUCAUGCUUGCUGCCUCCGGGGUAUGUAUCAUUCUGAACGUGGCCGAAGUAAUAUUUCUCAUUGGAAAGGCUUGUUCUCGAAGAGGUCGUAGUCAGGAUAGCUCCUAUGGAGAUCAAGAGCAACGGCAAAAUGAGAUGAACACUCUGCUCAAAGGAGGUAGUCUUAUCAAACGGGCGCCGGGGAGCCAGGAGAAACUGGAACACUGCUCUACAUCCUAGAGAUUUGUCUUUGGCCUCACCUCUGGACAAAAAAGACAGAGACAAGCUGACAUCACUAUUUAUGUUACAACGGCCUAAACCACACAUGGGAUUGUUUACAAACUUCAUACACGGAUAGAGAUAGAAUAAAGCAAGGAAGCAAGGAGACAAGCAAAACUGAACAAGUGAAAGACUAAUUUAAGUCUUGAAUGUCUGGUCAAGACAAGCCAGUGAUUGUGCAUUAAUAGUCGUUGUGGGCAAAUGCCCAAAAGUAUCUUUACCACGUUUGGCUGUUCUGACAUUCCAUUGCCAUGUUGAUUGCACAUCCACUGAUAGUGGUCUACUCUGCACCAGUGCCUCACACAGUAUUCUUCAAUAACUAUGGGGAGUGGUGCUUUUCACAAAAGGGCGUUUUUGAGGGGGGUGGGGGGUUGUGUUUGGGUUUAUACUGCCAAAAAUUGAGGUUGUUUUAAUAUUCACAUGAAUUGUUAUUAUUAUAAUAAAACUGAGCAUAAAACAUUAAAUGUCUUCUUGUGGCUACCUUGAUAUAAUAGUCUGUGUCUUUCUCAGUAAAAAGAGAGCUAGUAUGUUCUGGGAGCAAACAAGAGUGCAAAUCAGUAUUAGUAAAAGAACACUCUG